AUUUGAGCGUAGAAAACAAGGCGUUGCAGCAAGUUAAAGUUGUGUUCUGUGACCUUCAUCCCCGUCUCUCUCUUCCUCGUACACUUGGAAAUCUAAAAGGCAAAGGGACUUUCGCCAGCACUGUAUGCAAGUAGUUGAACUAUGAUUUGCUAUUGUAUACAUUAUAUACAUUGUAUACCUUGUAUACAUUGUAUACAUUGAACACAUUGUAUACAUUGUAUACGUGAAUAUCGAAACGUAUAUAUUCACCAUUGUAUACGCGUAUACAAUAUUAUUAUACAUGAUGUAUACAAUGCGCCCAUCACUGGUAAGGAGUGGGGAGUAAUAAUCUGGUCAAGUUAGCCCAAAAAGCUUUAUGAAUGUUGGAAACACCAUCAUAAAUGAAACGUAAAAGGUACUUAUCGGUCCCAUAUGUGCAAAAAAAUAUUCAAGAUCAAAGUAAGGGUAGUAGUAAAUAAGUAAACAGCUAUACGAUGCGGUUGCUUCAAAAAAUAGCAAUUUUCGCUAUACAGGGUGUUCGAAAAAUAGACGGAGAUAUUUCAGAGAGUAAUUACUUGUUAAAAAAUAUAGAAAAAGUUUCUAUAAACGUGGAUCCGGAAAUGAUGAGUUUUGAAGAUACAGGGUGAUAAAAAACUUUUUUCAUUAAUAUCUUGAGAAAUCUUUACUAGAUUCUGUUGAAAUUUGGCAAUAUUAUUUGUUGUAUUAAGAGACUAAUUUAUCCCUAAAUAGAUUUAAAUUAUUAGGCGUCUCAAGGGACACCUUAGCGAAUAUUACUGGCAAAAAAUGUACGACGAUAGAAACCAUUACAAACUUGUAAUUUGUUUACAGAUUUUCAAAGCUUAAAUGGAAGUCAGCCGGAAGUUGGACUUCAACUACACAGCGCAAGAUGUUAUAGACCAAAAUCGUACUAAGCAGGAGUUUAUAGGGUCAAUUAAAAAUUGGCUACUUAUGUCAAACGACAAGCUCGUUCCUCCACAUCUUGAGGAGCAGAUGAUCGUACAGUUUUUGUUGUCAUGUGAUAAUGAUGUGGAGCUUACCAAAACAACAAUUUCAGCGUUUUAUAGGUUAAAAAAGGCAACUCCUGAGCUUUACGAUGAUAGAGGCAUGAGAAGGGCAGAUAUAAUAAAAGCACUGAAUACAAUGCACAUGGCAACGUUACCAGUAAGAACAGAUGACAAUUGUGCCAUUCACUAUUUUAAACUUAACGACACGGAUUAUCAUAAUUACGAUGUCUAUCCGAUAAUGAAGCUUAGUUUUAUGCUGGUAGACAUCACCUUGAAUACCAAUCCUCCUGAUGGUCUGGUGGUGCUUCUUGAUAUGAAAGGAAUAGGACUAAUGCACCUUACAAAGAUGAAGAUAAGCGCUAUUAAGAAGUACUUCCAAUUUCUACAAGAAGGGUUUCCAAUGAAGCUAAAAAUGAUACACAUCAUACAUGCAGCUUAUGUUAUGGAAAAGCUUAUGUCAGUGAUCAAAGUAUUUAUAAAAAACGAAGUUUUAGAUAUGAUCAAAAUUCAUCCAUCUGAUAUGCCCAUAGAGAAACUGCAUGCAUUGCUCCCACAAAAGUGUUUACCAGAAGAGUAUGGUGGAGAUUUGCCUUCAGAGAUGGAGCUACACAAAAUGACGAUAGAACAGAUGAACAACAUGCAAAAGUUUUGGGAAGUCGAAGAAAUGAUGCGAAAAGAGAUGAACAAAUAAAAAUGGAAAACAAAAGUAUACUAUUCUUUUUAGAUGGUGUAGUGCUUGAUUGGUUAGCUCCAACAAGCAGUGUCUGAUUAUUCAGGCAUUGUCAAAUACAACCAUCUAAAUAAAUUAACGAUCUGAUAUUGGUAAACUAGGUAUCGAGCAACUAAAUCAGCCAUUCUGGACUGUCAGGCACUGUUAUUUGGGAGCACCUAAUAUAUAUCCUCUUAUGUUAAGAAUUCUUUUGCAAAUAAAAGUGUUAAGUUUUUAAGUAACUGUAGUAUUCCAGAAAGCGAGAUUUGGGCCUGGCAUGCUCCCAAAGUUGAGUGACAAUCGAGAAAGUAAUUGUAGUUAUAACGUCAAGAUUCAUUUUGGGGCUUGGGAAAACUCUUGAUAUUCUUGCAACGGGGUACUCGUAACAGAUCAGGUUAUUGCAGGAGCCUGUUAUGCUCAGAUAGUUUUGUAAGGGGAGAUGGUUUGAUCGAAUCUUUUAGGCUCUCUACCGAGUCUUGAACUAGCUGCAAAUGGGUAAUCGAACAUCCCAACAAACUUCAAUCUUAUCUAUCAGAUUCAAAUGGUCUUCAACUGCUGCUCAUUCUACUGUCCGGAAAUAAUAAUUUCAUGAAUUGAGGUGGUGAGUGAUACUAUUCUGUUCUAGCUUUGAGAAAGAUGAAUAAUUUUCUGCAUACAUUUUAGCUUCUUCUGAGAGGGGUCUAUUAUUUUACAAUCAGAGUGUACGGAAUAAAUAAGAGCCAGACCCAUCUUGGCAUUUGCCAAAAAUACUGGUAUGGAAAACCAACCCAUAGGUAGUGGUGUAUGUUUACCAGCAACUAGCGUUUUCGGAACGCCUCUUCCCUUCUUGCAUUCAUUGAACUUGACAACCUUCAUCAUAUAAGGAAAUCUACUAGAUACUGAAACCUUCAAGCCUUGCAAAUUGACAUUAUAGUUCAUUCUAUGUAGAUUAGUAAGGAAUAUUCUUAAUUAAUUCAAAUCAAUUCGUUUACGUCUGUCAGUAUUAGUGAUCAGCGAUAAAAAAUAACUACGGCAAAUAUUGUGGAAGUGUAUAGUUGCAAUUUUCUAGUAAGUAUGAUUUACUAUAUAUAAUACUUAAGUCAACUUGUUUUAUUAAGUUCAAUAUGUUAUACAGCAUCUAUGAGUACGUAAUAAUUAUGAGUUGUGGCCAUGUUUCUAAACAAAUGCAUAUUACACAUAUGCAGGGUGUAAAGUUAGUAGUAGAUCAACGGAAAUCAGGUGAUAAAGGGUUUCAAAACAUAAUGAAUGAACCCCUUAUGUGUGGUCCGAA
Messenger RNA from Acanthoscelides obtectus, 2983 nucleotides. NCBI's taxonomy places the organism in Eukaryota, Metazoa, Arthropoda, Insecta, Coleoptera, Chrysomelidae. The record is from the annotation of a GenBank genome assembly.